GCUGAAGGGAUGGUGCUCAUUGUCCUGGGAGGAGUUAAGAGCGGUAGAAUAGUUAGGAGGCCUGAGGUAGACUACUGGGAAGCUUCAAUAUGUCUUCAGUAACCAGGGAACUACCACAGCCCAAUCAGGAUAUGGAGCAACAAACCUCAAGUUCCGAAGAGAGGAAAAAGAUGAAGACUCCCUAUAAACCCAGGUCCAGAGGUGGUAACAAGGCACUGAAGACAACCCUGAAGGUGAAAAGACCCCUCCACAGGCGUUUGAGUAAAAAAGUCUCAGAAAAAACUAACAACCCCGUAAGAAAGCCUAAAAAAGCUAGAACACCACUCUUCGGUCAUUACCACAAACUGAACGAGACGAUGAAGCAAAAUGAGCUACAGCAAGCCCAAGAGAAGGUGGAGAAGUCCACCACAUCAAAUGAUGACCAGGGCAGCCAGUAACUCCAGAGUGAGGCCAGAGACUUCGGUAAUAUCUGCUAAGUCUCCAGAGGUCCGGUGGCUGAGAAAUGGCUAAUCGUGUAGACGUUGAAUUUUACAGCA
Messenger RNA from Ailuropoda melanoleuca (giant panda), 536 nucleotides. RefSeq lists its product as uncharacterized. The transcript has 2 exons. Bases 90 to 437 code for a protein of 115 amino acids. The record is from RefSeq and is a predicted model, not a curated record. Lineage: Eukaryota; Metazoa; Chordata; Mammalia; Carnivora; Ursidae.